Molecule: messenger RNA, 1718 nt
Organism: Aspergillus ochraceoroseus IBT 24754
Lineage: Eukaryota; Fungi; Ascomycota; Eurotiomycetes; Eurotiales; Aspergillaceae
Gene: bna5-1
Product: kynureninase
Exons: 4
Coding region: 118-1572 (484 amino acids)
Biological process (GO): NAD+ biosynthetic process
Cellular component (GO): cytoplasm
Molecular function (GO): kynureninase activity; pyridoxal phosphate binding
Source: RefSeq, a predicted model, not a curated record
GGGGCAUUUCAGUAUGAGGGGAGACUGACUGAUCAUGUUGGAUAGAUAUCAUGCUUCUCCAACUAACAUAGAAUAGUGAUAUUUCCACCCAGAUCAAGUUAACGAGGAGUCUGCGCCAUGGGUUCUCGAUUACAUGUUCAGCAGAUCAAAAGCGGCCCCCCACUCCAUUAUCGCGAUGACAUCCGCGCGUUUACCAAAGAAUAUGCCGAGUCUCUAGAUGCGACGGAUCCUUUACAUCAUUUUCGUGAGCAGUUCAUUAUCCCCUCUAAAAAGGACCUCAAGAGGAAGGCUCUUACCCCGGAGAAAGAAGCUUCAUCCGAUCCCAAGAGCGUGUACCUUUGCGGAAACUCAUUAGGACUUCAGCCUCAUAAUACUCGGAAGUACAUUGACUAUUACCUCCGGACAUGGGCUAUCAAAGGGGUAACAGGACAUUUUGUUCCCCAUGAGGACGAAUUGCUUCCUCCAUUUGCCGACGUCGACUCCGCUGCAGCGAAACUCGCAGCUCCGAUAGUGGGAGCACUAGAGAGCGAGGUGGCAGUUAUGGGCACACUUACAGGGAAUUUACACUUGUUGAUGGCGAGCUUUUACCAGCCAACAAAAGAUCGAUACAAGGUCAUCAUUGAAGGGAAGGCUUUUCCAAGUGAUCACUAUGCUGUUGAAUCGCAGAUUCGUCUUCACAAUCUUGACCCAAAGCACGCUAUGGUUCUCAUUGAGCCGGAAUCCCCUGCCCAUCCAAUCCUAGAGACUGAUCACAUACUUCGAGUGAUUGACGAACAUGCCUCGAGCACCGCUCUUCUCCUACUUCCCGCCAUCCAAUUCUACACCGGACAGUAUUUCGAUAUUGAAAAGAUUACGGCUCAUGCUCAGUCGAAGGGUCUCAUUGUCGGUUGGGACUGUGCCCAUGCCGCUGGUAAUGUUGAGUUGCGACUGCACGACUGGAACGUUGACUUUGCAGCGUGGUGUCACUAUAAGUACCUCAACAGUGGACCAGGUGGGAUAGCUGGCCUAUUUAUCCACGAGAAGCAUGGGCAGGUGGACAUGAAAAAUGUCAAUAAAGAGGAAGGGGGCUUUCGUCCACGUCUUUCUGGCUGGUGGGGACACGACAAGACCACUCGAUUUGACAUGGACAAUCACUUCGUUCCUCAAACUGGCGCAGCAGGUUACCAAAUAUCGAACCCCUCUGUACUUGAUACAAAUGCAGUUGUGGCAUCCCUGGAAAUCUUCAAUCGAGCAUCCAUGGCUGAAAUUCGCAAAAAGUCUCUAGAUAUCACAGGCUACCUCGAACAUCUCCUUUUAAACUACCCACUUGACCCAUCUUUCGAAAAACCAUUCACCAUCAUCACCCCGUCGACCCCAGCAGAACGUGGUGCCCAACUUAGCUUGCGACUAGCACCUGGCCUCCUUGACAGUGUAUUAGAAACUCUCGAGGAGAAUGGAGUCAUAAUCGAUGAGAGGAAGCCGGAUGUCAUUCGCGUUGCACCAGCGCCCCUAUAUAACACUUACACGGAUGUGUGGGAGUUCUGCCGUGUCUUCCACGAGGCCUGUCGCAAAGCAGUACACGAGCAAAAUUAAGUCCCCAAUGUGAUACAUUGUGCAUUUCCUUUGCGUUGGGGGGACAAGCAAUGUCUUGGAUAAGCGAUUUGUACAAAACUAGCGUUUCGUGAUACAACAAUCAGUUAAUUUCCUAAAGCUUUACUCCGGUCUUAAAUAUUAACAGG